This is a messenger RNA of Anthonomus grandis grandis, 1960 nucleotides long. Its product is annotated as zinc finger Y-chromosomal protein 2-like. Lineage: Eukaryota; Metazoa; Arthropoda; Insecta; Coleoptera; Curculionidae. Bases 100 to 1725 code for a protein of 541 amino acids. The transcript is spliced from 6 exons. The record is from RefSeq and is a predicted model, not a curated record. Gene Ontology annotation, biological process: regulation of gene expression. Gene Ontology annotation, cellular component: nucleus.
AUUUAGAAACAUGCCGAUUAUAAGAAGUCGGCAUAGAAUUUAUAUCCAUAGCGAUAAAGUUAUUAUUUGCUAGUUUUAAUUGUUGAUUUGUGUCAUAAUAUGGCAUUAGAAGAUGCGGACGCGUGUCUUCAAACCGACCCGUUUAUGCAAGCCAUCGAUGCUUUAGUGGAACUCAUGGAUGAACUUAGCGAAAAACUAGAUGUGGAUUCAGGCCCUCCAAUUUUAACACCUCAAAAUGAGAUACUUUAUGAAAAGAAAAACGUUCUGGAAAACUUACCACCACCUACGUUAAAUUUGGAAGUAAACCUAGAUUCGUCAUUGCAGCCUGAGAACUUUAAAAAGCUGUAUGUUAGGUUGCUAAAGGAAGAGCUGGUGCCUACAAAGAUCAUUCCUCUACAGCAUUUGGAGGUUAAGUUGAAAAAAGAAAAAAUCAGGCCGAAGGAAUUGGCCGUGAGAUUGACUAGGCUUGGUGACAAGGAACUGUCUUCACUACUAAAAAGGUCACUUACACCUAAGAAGAAGCCUGUCCAACAAAAAAUAAUUUGUAAAAUACCAAAAAAUCUUCUCUCAGAAAAAUCUUGGCACAGGCUUCUUAAACCCAAAAAACCAGCGAAGAUAUGCUUUGUUUGUAAGAAAGAAUUAGAAAAAGACGAAAGUAUAAACUUACACCUGUACCGUUACCAUCCAGUGCAGCUAAAAAUCCGCAUUAGAUGCCCAAAGUGCCCGUUUAAAACUUCUAGUAAAGGAAAAUUUUUAAGGCACAUGAAGCGACGGCACUUGAAUGUUUAUGAUAAUAGACCAUUUUUUUAUUGUAAGUUUUGCAAAUUUAAGUCGAAGCAUCAUGACGUAGUUAAAGAACAUCAACGCAAAAAGAAAUGUAAACAUUAUAAAUGUAAAACUUGUGGUUUUAUUACUACAAACUCAACAACAUUUAAAAAACAUAGUGACGUACACAGUGACCAACAAUUAAGAUGUCCGUACUGCACCUAUAAAGGGAAAAACGUCUUGUGUUUACGGUCGCACAUGAUGGUCCACAAAAAACAAACUUUGCCCUGUAAUAUCUGCGAAAAAUUAAUAGAUAUUCGGUUUAUGGCAACCCACGUAAUAAAGCAUUCCCUAUCAAAAAAAGAUAUGGUGCUCAGGUGCGACAAAUGCGACUAUAGAACCCUGUACACAGCGAAUUAUACCAGACAUUUAAUAACACAUAAAAAAGAAAAAGAAAAAAAGUUUAAGAAGUGUUCCGAUUGCGAUUAUAAAACGACCGAUAGCGGUAAUUUAAAGCGCCACUACUUGUACAAACACAGUCCGGAUUUCAGAUGGAAAUGCGAUUUGUGCGAAUUUGCUACCAACCAUCACAACUCGUGGAACCAUCACAAGUUACGGCACAAGUCGUACGAAGAACGGAAAAAGUUAAAAUGCCCCGAGUGUAGCAACGUGUAUUUGACUCAUAGGGGGUUGCAGAUUCAUAUACUUAAUUACCAUAAAAGGGAGGAUGAGGUGCAGAAUUACACAUGCAAAUAUUGCGGAUAUUCAUCGCGAGAUAAGCAGUGUUACAAGAAUCACGUUAGGGCGAAACAUGAAUCACAUCUGGAAAAUAAUAGAAAAGAGGUAUUCUAUUGCCUCGGCUGUAAAUUCAAAGCGAAGAGCGAGAAUCUUAUGGAAGCCCAUAUCCUCAAGCAUCAAAAGAGGUCAGAGGUGUGCGAAUACGAGAUUCGCGAGAAAUAAGUAUUGUGAUAUUAUUACUCCUGGCGAGUUUGGGAUAAAAAUUUAUAUUUUUUAUAAGGCAAUUGUUAUGUAUAGAAAACUAGAUAUAGAAUGUAUUACAGUUUAGUAAGCUUAGACUUUAUAAUUUCUGUCUACUUUUUAAAUUUAAUUAACUUCUAAAUCAUCCUUAGAUUUACAACAAAAUUAUUGUGACGCAUAAUUAAUUCAAUAAAAAAAAAUAUAAUUUUCUUAUUAA